Molecule: messenger RNA, 1812 nt
Organism: Centropristis striata (black sea bass)
Lineage: Eukaryota; Metazoa; Chordata; Actinopteri; Perciformes; Serranidae
Product: receptor-interacting serine/threonine-protein kinase 3-like
Exons: 12
Coding region: 118-1569 (483 amino acids)
Biological process (GO): regulation of apoptotic process; protein phosphorylation
Molecular function (GO): JUN kinase kinase kinase activity; ATP binding
Source: RefSeq, a predicted model, not a curated record
UUUUCAUUAACACAUAUUCAAGGAGCCAUGGAACCACUUUAAAUAUCUUUAGCAGCUUUUUUUCUUUCAAUUUUUUCAAUUUAGGUUUGCAGGUAUUCUAGCUGAGUUCAGCAGGAGAUGAUGGAUCCAAUUCUUGACGCUGGCUUUAAUAAAACAGACGAAUGGAAGCCACUUGGCUCUGGGGGAUUCAGCAUUGUCUACAAGGCCAGACGAAAAGGCAUGGGUGAUGUGGCCAUUAAGAUAUUUCGUGGUGGUGUAAGCCCCUUUUCCCCUCAAGAAGAGGCUAGACUUAUGAGUAAGGCUUUCUCUACACAUGUGGUGCCGUGUUAUGGAAUGUAUCAUGGAUGUCCUCCUGGAAAAAAUGUCAUGCAAGACGGAAUAGUGUUGGAGUUCAUGAAAAGAGGAUCUGUUGAGAACCUGCUGGACCUCUCUGGCCGUCCACCAUGGCCCCUGGUCUUUCGCUGGGCCUAUCAAGUGGCUCAGGGCCUGGAGUUCCUCCAUUUCAACGAGCUUAUCCACCAGGACCUUAAGCCAAGUAAUGUACUGCUUGAUGGUGACUUUAACGCCAAGCUUGCAGACUUUGGUCUGACAAGAGUUUCUGCCAGUGUUGCGAAAAGCAACACAGACACAAUGGAAUGGAGUGUAGGCACAUACCAGUACAAACCUCCUGAGGCUUUUGAAGAAAAUUACGAACCUGUUCGUGCUUUUGACAUAUACAGUUAUGGAAUCCUGCUCUGGUCCAUUGUUACUGGUAAAAAGCCCUAUGGAGAAGCUUCAAGACAACGUGUCAAACUGCUGGUCUGUGAGGAGAACGAAAGACCUCCCUGUAAGGAAAUUGAGAUGAAUGUAGACGGGUUGGAAGAACUGAUUAAACUCAUGAAGAGGUGCUGGAAACGCUCUAUCGACGAGAGGCCUAAGUCUGAAGAGUGCCGUGAAAACACUGAGAAACUGUACAAGUACAAGUACAAGUACGAGGAACAAGUACAUGAGGUGGUCGCUCAAGUCGUGAAAAAACUGGAUUCAAAAAACAGUCUUCAAGAUUCAGAAAUGAGUGUGGCACACAGUGUUCCUCUUCAGACAACAGAACAGGAAAAGUCAAAUGACAUUGUGGAUUUUGGCAAAUUGGACAAACCUGAAAAGUCUUCAAGACAGGAUUCUGUCAGUGGCUCUGAUGAAGGAAUGAGUAAUAAAGAUCAACAGGUCCCUAAAGCCACUAAGGAUGUGCUUUCAAAGCACAAGAAGCAAGUUCACGAGGCAGUCUCUCAAGUCUCAACAAAACAGGACCCUGUCAGUGGCUCUGAUGAAGGAAUGAGUGAUGAAGAUAAAGCAAACUUUGUUGAUAAAAACAGAACAAAGCUGAUAAGAGGUGUUUCCGAGGCAAUGGCGAUAACAGAUGAACUUAAAGAACGGGACAUGGUCCACCCUGAAGCCUACUCAAGGAUUAAAUGUAAAGUGACAAGCUAUGAUAAAAUGAGAGAGCUUUAUGACUCUCCACUUCAUUCAGGAGGGGUAGUGGUCAAAGCAGCCUUCUACGACGCCCUCAAAAGAAAUCAUCCCACACUGGUCUAGAGCCUGUAGUGGAUUUCAUCCUGAUAUAAUGGUAAAAAUGGAGUGUCAAAGAUGUUAAAGACUUUCCUUCGCUCUCCUCCGACACUGUCAUUUUUUAUUGAUAUAUUUUCAUAAAUGUAUAAUUUUUAUCUAUCUGAUUUGUUUGAUAUUUUACUACUACUACUACACUUGGUUUACAGUCAUGGAUGUAACAUAUAAACUGUCUAUAAAAUAGUAAUUCUGAAAUGUUCUUAAUAAAUAUGU